AUGUUCGCCCUAUAUAAAAGUAAAAUAGAAACUAAUAUCGCCUGGAUCCCAAACACGAGGAGGAGAUUUUAUGGAGACGGCGGAGGAGACGGCGGAGGAGAAGUAUUUCCGUUUGCAGAGAGCUUACUGGCUUCAAGUGGCGGAAACCGAAGGUUUUGAUUUAGAGCAUGUUGUUGUACCGCCAUCUAUGAUUGGAAGGAUAAAUGGACUGAUAGCCUACGACUGUGAACGUUAUGUUGACCAUUAUCCUCACCGUAUGUUGGUCAAGCAUUAUGCUAAUGUGGGGCUUCAUCGUUACAAUAUGUUGAAGAGAACUAACUUCCAUCUCGGGUCCCUAAAGAAAUUCAACAUGUUACAGAACUUUGUGUCCUCUUACUACAUGACUCUGCUUGCACACGAUCUACGUUCUUGCCCAUCGGGUAAAGAUUUUCAAGUUCGAGUCGAUGAACGCACCUACGGGAGUUUGGAUUUGACAGUCUCCGUUGCUAGACCUAAAGACGAAUUAGUGACCACCAAGAUGCCCUUUAUACCUCACUUUCACGGUGGCGCAUCCGCUUCUGGUAUCUUCAUAGGUGAUUUGCCUGAUUGGCCCUCGGAUGAUGAUUUAAAAGACCAAAACCGAUUUUACUUGGUCAAGGAAGCAGACAUGCAAUAUAAUAAUUGGAUCUUGAUGUAUUUGGAACUUGUAAUUUGUGCAGCUGAUAGGUCCAUCAAUCGUUAUAGCCGUCUGUCCGGGUUGAAUAUUGUGGAAGUAGUGAUAGAAACUACAGAUGUGCUGCCGCCGAAGAGGAGGCUCAAGGCCAAAUGUGCAAAUGUCUACAUAUCAUUUACGGGCAUAUCUGAGCUUCAUGCCCCUCAACAAGUUUUUCCAAGUGGUGUGAAUCUUAAACGACAAGCUAUCGUCAGAAGGGUCAUGGACGAUACAGGAUAUUUUACUCUUGUUGGUAAGCUUUGUGGUGGUGAGAAAAAAGAAUGAGAAGGGGGGGUUUAAACCUUUGUUUUUUUAAGAGUAUUCAAAAAAGGGGAUGGACCAUAUAAGUUGCUACUAAUACUAUGUUCUGUUUGUUGCAUUGUCAGACGUUGAGUAAUACUCAUUAUGAGAGUCUAAUUAAUAUAAUGAUUCGAUGUAGUUGUCAAGAUAAGUAUUUGCCUAAUACUGUAUACUUUAAUUUAAUUUUAUUACUUUUAA
Molecule: messenger RNA, 1189 nt
Organism: Camelina sativa (false flax)
Lineage: Eukaryota; Viridiplantae; Streptophyta; Magnoliopsida; Brassicales; Brassicaceae
Product: UPF0725 protein At1g23960
Source: RefSeq, a predicted model, not a curated record